Cheilinus undulatus (humphead wrasse) is the source of this 2404-nucleotide messenger RNA. It is a transcript of the gene tbc1d15, whose product is annotated as TBC1 domain family, member 15. NCBI's taxonomy places the organism in Eukaryota, Metazoa, Chordata, Actinopteri, Labriformes, Labridae. The transcript is spliced from 17 exons. The coding region runs from base 116 to 2095 and encodes 659 amino acids. Gene Ontology annotation, molecular function: GTPase activator activity. Gene Ontology annotation, biological process: activation of GTPase activity. The record is from RefSeq and is a predicted model, not a curated record.
AAAAAGUCAUGCAGUGCGCCUGCGCAGAGCUCUCCACCGGAAGCUGAGUUGUCAGUUUUGUUUUGGUGGCUGGCAGGCACGUGAGCUGCUUACGUCACCGUCAGAGAACGUCGACAUGGCGGCGGAUUGUUUGUUAAAGGUGGUGUUUGACCAUGAAGGAGUUUUUGUACAUGGCAGCAGUGAUGACGACAGCACUGAGCAGGAUAUCCUGGUUUCAGGGUCGCUCCGGAUUGUUGACAAGGAUGCAGAGAUGCUGGUGGACUUCAGACCUCUGGAGGACUCCGUCGACCCCUCUAACAUGCUCUGUGCUGGAAAGGACUCCAGUUCAGUGGUAGAAUGGGUGCAUAGUUCUGGGGAGCGCUCCAGCCAGCUCUUAGAGACCCAACAGAGCUAUGAGACUGAGUGGGACAUGAUCAAUGCUGUGUCCUUUAGGAAGAGAGCCUGCACCAACGGAGACAACGGAACUCUCAACAGUCAUGAGCGGAGUCGGUGGGCGUUCAGCUUCAGUAUCAGUGAGCUUAGAUCGAUCCGCAUGAAGGAGGAGGGAUGGUCCGUCAUUGUCUUCACGUUGAGGGAGUCCUCGUCCUCACCACCUCCUCUUCACUUCCACCAGGGCGGCAGCACCGAGUUCAUGGACUGUCUGAGGAGGUUCGCUCUGCUCAGCGAGUCUCCAGAGGACAGCUCCUGUCUGAUGGUCAGCACCCCCAGUAAGGCCCUGUCUCAGUCCUUUGAGAAUCUGCUGGACGACAACAACUUUGGCCUCGUUCACAAGUUUAAGAAGGACCCGUAUGUCACCACGCUGGGAGGCUUCUCCAAGGUCACCAACUACAUCUUCGACGCCUUUAAAGGGACGGAGGAGCAGCACCAGCGCCCCCCGGAGGAGGUGGCUGACCUUCUGGGAGAGGUGAUCCCCGGUCUGGAGAUCAACCAGCAGGAGGAGCCGGGCUUUGAGGUCAUCACCAGGAUCGACCUGGGGGCGCGGCCUCAGGUGAGCAGGGCGGGGCCUGUGUCAGUGGAGGACUGGACCAAACACCAGGACCAGGAGGGGAGGAUGAUGGACGUCCCCCGCCUCAAACAGGCCGUCUUCAAGGGGGGUCUGUGCCACGCUGUGAGGAAGGAGGCCUGGAAGUUCCUGCUGGGUUAUUUCCCCUGGGAGAGCACACUGGAGGAGAGGAAGGCUCUGCAGAGGAACAAAACGGACGAAUACUUCAGGAUGAAACUGCAGUGGAAGUCAGUGAGCGCUGAACAGGAGAGGAGAAACUCCAGACUGAGAGACUACAGGAGUCUGAUCGAGAAAGACGUGAACCGAACAGACAGAACGAACCGGUUCUAUGAAGGCAUCGAUAACCCGGGUCUGGUCCUGCUCCAUGACAUCCUGAUGACCUACUGCAUGUUUGACUUUGACCUGGGAUACGUCCAAGGCAUGAGCGACCUGCUGUCUCCCAUCCUCUACGUGAUGGAGAACGAGGUGGACGCCUUCUGGUGCUUCGUGUCCUUCAUGGACCAGAUGCAUCAGAACUUUGAGGAGCAGAUGCAGGGCAUGAAGACUCAGCUGAUCCAGCUCAGCACGCUGCUCCGCCUGCUCGACCUCUCCUUCUGGAACUACCUCGAGUCUCAGGAUUCAGGAUACCUUUACUUCUGUUUCCGAUGGUUGCUGAUCCGCUUUAAGAGAGAGCUCAGUUUCCAGGACGUUCUACGACUCUGGGAGGUGAUGUGGACUGGACUGCCCUGUCAGAACUUCCACCUGCUGGUCUGCUGUGCCAUCCUGGACACAGAGAAACACAAAAUCAUGGAGGAGAACUACGGCUUCAACGAGAUCCUCAAGCACAUUAACGAGCUCUCGAUGAAACUGGACAUUGAAGAAAUCCUUCAGAAGGCCGAGGGGAUCUGUCUGCAGAUAAAGAGUGUUAAGGAGCUCCCUCACUCAAUCAGCGUGAUCCUGGGCUUCGACUCGGACGCCGGCAUCUCUGAUUGGUCAGCUCCAGGCCAGACGUCUGCAUGCGUCAGACGAGCAGACGCCUGCUGCUCUAACGGACACUUAGAGAGAGAAACCAGCUCUCACUCCAACAGCUACACAGUGGCCUUCAUAUCGUAGUGAACAGAGACUGACCAGGAGGGCGCCGCCCCACCGCCGCCACCGUCAGGCACGAGGAGAGAGGAGGAGAAUGUAUAAAAGGAUCUGAGAUUAUUAAGAAUCUUAUUUUUAUAACGUACCGUCUGCCAUGUGGUCUCUAUGAUUCAGUCAUUCCUUCUCUGCUGAGGAUCACCGCUCCGUCACAUGACCAGGGGGAGGGGUCACAGCAGCAAAUGUGAUUCUAUGGAAGCUCAUUUGGGACAAAUUAAAAAUGAUCCAGGAUGUUUUGACAGCAUCAGACUCUGAAAAUAAAGAGUUAAUGAUCAGUGA